Molecule: messenger RNA, 5255 nt
Organism: Syngnathus typhle (broad-nosed pipefish)
Lineage: Eukaryota; Metazoa; Chordata; Actinopteri; Syngnathiformes; Syngnathidae
Product: ankyrin repeat and SAM domain-containing protein 1A-like
Exons: 28
Coding region: 539-3973 (1144 amino acids)
Cellular component (GO): cytosol
Molecular function (GO): protein binding
Source: RefSeq, a predicted model, not a curated record
UAAAGAGAAAAGCGAAAGGUGUUCAGGGAUGACGCCGAGAUCCGCCACACUCUCUAUUUUUCACUGAUCACCAAAAUACGGAAAAUUAGUGGACACUGGACAGUUCACUUGGAAGGGACGCAGCCUGUCUCUGUGCCCGCUUGCGUAUGUGCCAUCACCUUGCUGGCAUCUCCAAUAUCGAGCCGUUCGGGGAAGGGUGUGUGUCAUGUCCGGGUCCGUGCGUGUGAUUGCCUGCGGGGGGCUCGGCUUGGAGAUGCAGCAAGAGGGAGCAGUUUCGAGGAAGUGACGGACGCCUCUCAGGGGACUGGCCAGAGGAAGUUUGCUCCAUGGUGGUGCCGUGCGCCGCAGCGAAACUUUCCCCCCUUUUUAGGCGCCAGCGACGCCGUGGAGCGGGUGGACGCGUAGAAAAAGCGGCGGAGGCAGCUUUUUGUUUCCGCACAAUUGAGGAAUACUAACUUGGGAUCGGGAGAGGAAGGAGGGGUGCCGCGGAGGAAUCUCACAAGCCCGUCCUUCUCCUUUGGUUUUUAACGCAUCCACAAUGGGGAAGGAGCAGGAGCUCCUAGAAGCGGCGCGCACGGGAAACCUAGCCGCGGUGGAGAAGCUUUUAUCCGGGAAACGACCAUCGACUGGCACUGGCAGCGGGUCGUACGGAACCGGUGGAAGUGGCAACAGCGGCGGCCACGCUGCCUCCUCGCAUACGCUCUCCAGUCUGCUCAGCAUCUGGAGAGGUCCCAACGUGAAUUGUGUGGACAGCACCGGAUACAGUCCGCUCCAUCACGCCGCCUUAAAUGGACACAGCGAAGUGGUGGAAAUGCUCCUGCGAAACGAGGCCUUGACCAACAUAGCCGACAACAAGGGUUGCUACCCUUUGCACCUGGCGGCGUGGAAGGGAGACGAGCGCAUUGUCAGGUUGCUCAUCCACCAAGGACCUUCCCAUCCCAAACUCAACGAACAGAGCUCUGUAGACCAUAAAGAGUUCAAACGCUGUGGGCCCUUUGACCCUUAUAUUAAUGCCAAGAACAAUGACAACGAGACCCCGCUGCACUGCGCCGCCCAGUACGGGCACUCGCAGGUAGUGCAGUUGCUGCUGGAAGAGCUGACGGACCCAACCAUGAGGAACAACAAAUUUGAGACUCCCCUAGAUUUGGCUGCGCUGUACGGCCGGCUCGAGGUCGUCAAGCUGCUGCUCAGCGCUCACCCCAACUUACUUAGCUGCAACACUAAGAAGCACACGCCGCUGCACUUAGCCUCCCGUAACGGACAUCUGUCUGUGGUGGAGGUGCUGCUUGACGCUGGCAUGGACAUUAACUAUGAGACGGAGAAAGGCAGUGCGCUCCAUGAAGCGGCCUUAUUUGGGAAGAUAGAUGUGGUACAGAAACUUCUCAGUGCAGGUGUCGAUGUGAACAUUCUGGACCAGAAGGGCUUGACAGCGCUGGACACUGUCAAAGACAUGCCCUCUCAGAAGAGCAGAGCAAUAGCUGGGCUUAUCCAAGGGCUUAUGAGCGGAAAGCCUCCUGACAUCGACCUUCCCCCUCCACCAAUCCCACAAUACCCGGAGAGCCCUCGAAACAAUGGCGAUCUGGCGAAAGUGAGCGAGUUGAUCUCGGGGCUGGCCCCGGACCCUGAGGAGGAGAGUCCUUAUGAAGCUCUGUUUGAAGCUACCUCUUGCCAUUCUCUGGACAGCCUUACAAGUGGCAAAUCCUCUGACAGGGAUUCUGGAAGGCCAGAGAGUGAAGCGGGAAAGAAAGAUCGCUUUAUCCACUCAUCACAUGCUGGUCCUGGUCUUGAAGAAGAUGUGAGCUCAGAGGGACUCAUUAUGAAUAGCAGUAUUGAUGAGCGCGGAGAGACUGCUGAGGAAGAGGAGGAUCACACGUAUGAGUUAUUAGUGACUGCGCAAACCAAAGUCCCAUCGCCAAGCCAAGAGUCACAAUUUUAUGAAGAUGAAAACGCACGUAUCCAGUCAUCUAACAGUGUCCUACCUCAGUGCAAAUCCAACGUCCCAAAUAACUCCACAAAAGAAACACUGCAUCCCUCAGGACGGGUGGAGCUACGAGCAUUAGAAGAUAACUCCCAGCUCAGCCCGGAUCAGGGUGCAGGUAUCCCGGAGCAGUUCACUGGCCUUCUGCACGGAUCAUCUCCAGUGUUUGAUUGCAGCGAGCAGCCGUUCAGAAUUCCAGGUGUCCCGUCACCUGGUCAGAGCCAGCCGCAGACCAGAGCCAAAACCAAAGAGCGAGCUGUUUCAACUGCACCGAGCCGGCCCAGUAUGGCUGCCAUCCUGACCGACUGUGAUCCAAAAGCCAUUUAUGCAACUGUGAACAAGGAGCCCAGGGACUCAAGCGCAGUAUCUGGUAGGAUGCGUCCUCCUGGGGACCUGAAGCUGGCCCGUAGCCUCUCCAAGUCGGACUCAGAUUUGCUCGUGUCGCCUCCGAGUGAGGAAGACGGAGGACUCGGGAACCGAAGUGAAUCGGUUUCCAAUUGUAGCAGUGGGAAGAAAAGGCUUGAGAAAUCGCCGUCAUUCACCUCUGAAUGGGAUGAGCAGACACUGAUGUCCUCUCCCAGUACAAAAGCACCAGGAUCUAAUUCCUAUGACAGCAUCGAAAAGAUCAUGACGCUGAUUGGCGCUGGCAUCGACUUUUCCCGAGAUCAGCAAUACGCUACGCCAGGUGCCUCUGUCCGACUGCUGCAGCAGCCCGUGGGAGAUUGGCUGGAGUUGCUGGGGUUGCCUCAGUAUGAAAGCAAGCUGCUCCUCAACGGUUUUGAUGACCUUCACUACAUGGGGAGCAAUGUAAUGGAGGAACAGGACUUGCGAGAGAUCGGGAUCGCAGACCCAGGCCACAGAAAGAAGAUCCUGCAUGCAGCACGUUCCCUACCCAAGGUGAAAGCACUGGGCUGUGACGGCAGCAGUUCCCUCUCUUCCUGGUUGGAGAAUCUGGGCCUGAAUGAGUACCUUCAUAACUUCCUGGCCAGUGGUUACCGCACUCUGGACUGUGUCAAGAACCUUUGGGAACUGGAGAUUGUCAACGUCCUGAAGAUCACCCUGCUUGGUCACAGGAAGCGCAUUAUUGCAUCAUUAGCAGAGAGGCCUUAUGAAGAACCUCCCAUCAAGCCACCUCGGUUGUCUCAGAUCAGGAUGGACUCCUCCACAUCUCAGUCCAGGGAUCCUCUGCUUCCAGCCGGGGAACCGGUAAGGAAGAAAGCGCCAGAUAACGACUAUGACGUCGCCCAACGACAACGCCAUGAACGCCGCCGAUCACAUGAACGCCAAGAGGAGCGGCACCGGGAAUCCCGUCUGAUUCUUCGGCCGCCAAGCCUGGCGGCGCCGUACGCUCCUGUCCAGAGCUGGCAUCACCAGCCUGAGAAGCUCAUCUUUGAAUCCUGCGCAUAUGAAGCCAGUUACCUGGGUUCCAUGCUGAUUAAAGAGCUGCGGGGCACUGAGUCCACCCAGGACGCCUGCGCCAAAAUGCGGAAAUCAACAGAACAAAUGAGAAAAGUCCCCAUCAUUGUCCUCUCGAUCACAUACAAAGGUGUCAAGUUCAUUGAUGCAGCCAGCAAGAAUAUCAUUGCAGAGCACGAGAUCCGCAACAUUUCAUGUGCGGCGCAGGACCCGGAAGACUUGUGCACAUUUGCCUACAUCACCAAGGACUUGCAGACCAACCACCACUACUGUCAUGUAUUCAGCACUGUCGAUGUGAACCUUACCUAUGAGAUCAUACUGACACUGGGUCAAGCUUUUGAGGUGGCCUAUCAGCUGGCUCUGCAGGCCCAGCGGACCAAACAGCACCAGCACCUACCGUUGGGCACUGCUCCAGAGCUCAUUGAGACUAAGUCAGGCCGACCUGUGCCCAAACCACGAGGAAGUGUUCGAAAGUCAGGGGGUGACCUUUUGGAACAGGAUGGAGAUUCCCAGUCGCAGGGUGGCGCCACGUGGCUGGUGGACUCCAAGGAACCCAAGCGUACAAUCAGCACUAACUAAACAUUCCUCCCAGCCAGUAUAAAAGGACAAGCCUGUUGCAUGAUGGGUAGGAUGUUUUGUGGGGGGACAAAAGGAGCAUUCCCAACCAUCGCCAGUCUGGAGAUGGUCCGACCUCACAGCCGUCAUCGCUUCAAUUACCCUUCCUGCCCAUCAGCGAUGUUGCAUUGCAUACUGAGCGCCACACAAGUAUGUCUUCUUCUCGUGAGGGGUAUUUUUUUUUAAAUGUGUCUUUUUAAGAUGCAAAAGAUGCAUUAUUUAAUUUGUCCUUUAUCAUCUCAGCCUCAACAUAUAUAACUGUGAUCAGCAAUCUUGUUUCUUAGUGUAACCAAACUGAAAUGACCAGACGUAACACUACAAAGACUGUUUUCGAGGUAUGUAACAGGGUGCAGCGUUGGCGUUAGAACUUGUUACCAUGUAGUUUUAUUUUUUAGGACAUUGGAACUAAUGCAGCAACUUAAUUUGUCCCCCUGUUUCUUUGCCCAAAUAAUUGAGUGAGAUUAUUGACCAGAACUGCCAUGCAGGACAGUACUUUUUUUAUUUUAUUUUAUUUUAUUGCCACAGUACAAAAAUGAUAGGGAAAAGACUUUUCUCACUGUUAACGGUACUUGCUUGUCAGUUGAUGAGUAAACAGUAUAUCUACAUUAGCUAGCGUGUGAUUUUCAGUGCUCUACAUCAACAAGUACGUCCAAGUAUUCAGCCACGGGUGAGUCUAAUUAUUUUUGUGAAACGUGUAGAAAUCUUCCUUUUCAGAGUGGCUGUACUUCAUUUAUGUCGAGCACUGUACAGCCUUUUGGUUUUGCUGCAUUUGGUACGUUGUCACACCGGUUGAGUUAAUUUUACGGUACACUGUCUUUAACACUCCGGUGACGGCACCUUCGGCCGUCAGCGUGGUCCUGUUUUGCCUUUGCACAUCACUGAGGAUCGGAAUAAAUAUUUUGGGACAAAUCUGAUGCAAAUGAUAUUGUACAUGAAACUAGUGGUCUUUAUUUUGAUACUUGAAUGAUUUUUGCUUUUAUAGAUCUCUAUACAGUAUGUAAUAUGUAUGUAUGUAUGUACAAUAUGUAUGUAUGUAAUUUUUGACUGAUGUCAAAAGAGAUUAAAAGGACUAUGUCUUAUAAAGUUACACAUAUCGUUGUAAGCACCCCGUGAUUAUAGAGGUUGAGUGAACACGAGGGACCUCACUUUAGAAAAACAAAUAUUGUAAAUAAUCUUGGGCUUCCUGUUUUUUUUUUUAAUGAUUAUUUUCAUGAUUGUUCAAUUAAUAAAUUGCGCAGUUUGAGAA